AUGUUUAUUGCUGGAUCUUACGAUGUUGGAGAAGAAAUCUGGUUUGCAGCUCUUGGACAGAAGUAUGUAAAGGAGAACUACAUGAUUGAAGCAGGUCUUGUUUUGAGACUUACAAGAGUAAGAAGUGAAAUUAUCCGCAGUGAUAUUGAGUGGCCGAAGUUCGGAGUUGGUUGGCCCCCGGAGGGAACUUUUGAUUUACAGAUUGUCCGUCGCGUAAAGGAAAUCAUCACCAGUGAAAGAAAAUUCGGACAUCCUGACCAACUCCUGUAUAUCUUAGUCUGGCAAGAUCUAGUCCAGAACCCCCCUGCUUGGUUAAAGCCAUUUUUGUCGUUACAGGCACAACCCGUACUGCCGGCUAAACUGCUUGGGUCCCACCCCAACACCCCGUCGGCACCUGCGGUUUUCCAAGACUCUACCCCGGAGGAACUUCUAUUUCCACCACCCUAUCAUAACCCUUGUAGUAACCCUCCCCAACUCCUGCGGUCGGCUGACCACCCUCCCCCAGAGGCGGGCGGGGCUCGUGGGCAGGGUCCGGCGGCAGGCACCCGCUCAGUGAAGGCGAAUUCCCCGGAUUCCACCGUCCUGCCCCUGCGUGUGGCAGGAUUGCCUAAUGAGCAGGGCAACCAGCCCAUGCACUACUGGCCGUUUGCGACCAGUGACCUCUACAACUGGAGAGCACAAAAUGCACGUUUCUCUGACAACCCUAAAGACCUUGUUAAUCUCCUAGACACUGUUCUAUUUACUCAUCAGCCCACCUGGGAUGAUUGCCAACAGCUCUUGCAGGUCCUCUUCACCACUGAGGAGCGAGAUCGUAUACUGACGGCCGCCAGGAAAUUAGUCCCUGGAGAAGAUGGCACACCCACCACAAACGCGGCCCGCAUAGAUUUAGUGUUUCCCUUGACCCGACCUGACUGGGAUUUUAACCAGGCUGAAGGUAAGGAGAGACUCCGGGUGUACUGCCAGACUCUAAUGGCAGGGUUGCGUGCAGCAGCCCGCAAGCCCACCAAUUUGGCCAAGGUAGGGGAUGUGCAGCAGGGAAGGGAGGAGACCCCCGCGGCUUUUCUAGAACGCCUCAUGGAAGCUUUUCGGCAAUAUACUCCUAUGGAUCCGGAGGCAAUGGAGAACAGGGCCGCGGUGGUGGCAGAAAAGGUGUACAAUCGCCGUGAAACUCCUGAGCAAAGAGAAGACCGCAUCCGCCAGGAAGAACGGAAGGACCGUCAGGGCUCGACCCUCCCCGAGCCCCGGCUAACCUUAAAAGUGGAGGGGAGACCCGUUAAUUUCCUUGUGGACACGGGGGCACAGCAUUCAGUCCUCACGGAACCCUUGGGUAAACUUUCCGGUAAAACUUCGUGGGUGCAAGGGGCUACGGGAUGCAAGCAGUAUCCCUGGACCACGAAAAGAUCUGUAGACCUGGGAAAAGGUCAGGUCUCGCACACCUUCGUUGUAAUUCCUGAAUGCCCGUACCCAUUAAUUGGAAGAGACCUUUUAACCAAGGUAGGAGCGCAAAUCUCAUUUGGACAGGAAGGUGUCGAAAUCAAGGACUUUAAGGGCUCUCCCCUACACGUCCUCACGAUUUCCCUUCAAGAUGAGUACCGCCUUUUGGUGGCGCCAGAUCACCCACCCCUUUCUGGGUGGUGGAUGGAAUCUUUCUCGAAUGUUUGGGCAGAAACCGGGGGCGUUGGCCUGGCGUCCCACAGACCACCCAUUAUAGUCCAGCUAAAGCCUGGGGCUGAACCCAUUCGGGUAAAACAGUACCCUAUGCCUGCAGAAGCCAAGGCAGGAAUAACGCCUCAUAUUCGGAGGCUAUUGGACAGUGGUAUCCUUAAAACAUGCCAUUCGUCAUGGAACACCCCUUUGUUACCGGUGCGAAAACCACACUCGCAAGACUUCAGGCCGGUACAGGACCUCAGAGAAGUAAAUAAACGGGUCAUAGAUAUCCACCCCACAGUCCCAAACCCUUAUACCUUGCUGAGUGCCUUGCCACCUACUCAUGUGUGGUACACAGUAUUGGACUUAAAAGAUGCCUUCUUUAGUCUACCACUAGCACCCCAAAGCCAGGAAAUGUUUGCCUUUGAAUGGCAGGAUGCGGAACGGGGCAUCAGUGGACAAUUAACUUGGACAAGGUUGCCUCAAGGGUUUAAAAACUCUCCCACCCUUUUUGACGAGGCCCUUCAUGAGGAUUUAAGAAAAUUCCGCAGCCGAUUUCCCGAACUAACUUUGCUCCAGUAUGUUGAUGAUCUGUUACUUGCAGCGGAAAGUGAGCAUGCCUGCCGAACAGGAACAGCCGAAUUACUGACGGAACUGGGCCAGAUGGGAUACCGCGUCUCCGCAAAAAAGGCACAAAUUUGCCUGCCCGAGGUAAUCUAUCUGGGCUACCGCCUCAAAAACGGUUAUAGGUGGCUGACGGAAGCCAGAAAAGCUACUGUCUUACAGUUGCCGACACCCACCACCAAAAGGGAGGUACGUGAGUUCCUGGGAUCUGCUGGGUUUUGCCGGCUAUGGAUACCUGGAUUCGCAGACCUGGCCCAACCCUUGUAUGAGGCUACCCGGGAAAAAGUAACUUUUCAGUGGACUCCCCAGAUGCAGCAGUCUUUUGAGUCCUUAAAGAGGGCUUUACUGUCUGCACCAGCCCUGGGUCUUCCGGACAUUACAAAGCCUUUCCAUUUGUUCGUAGAUGAGGCAAAGGGCAUAGCUAAAGGGGUGCUCACUCAGUCCUUGGGCCCCUGGAGGCGUCCUGUGGCUUAUCUGUCUAAAAAGUUAGACCCGGUGGCGUCCGGCUGGCCACCGUGCUUACGCAUGGUGGCAGCGGCUGCCCUCCUUUUCAAGGACUCCCAAAAACUGUCUCUGGGACAAGUUACUUCCAUAACCACCCCCCAUGCGGUGGAAGGAGUCCUCAGGCAGCCGCCAGAGAGGUGGAUGAGUAAUGCCCGAAUCACACAUUACCAAAGCCUAUUGCUCAACCCAGAGAGGGUCAAUUUUUCGCCACCCACGGGGCUAAACCCCGCCUCCCUCCUACCUGCCCCUGACCUGGAGGCCCAUCUAGACUGUGUUGAUAUCUUGGCCCAGGUCCAAGGGUUACGCCCUGAUCUGCGAGAUAACCCUCUGCCGGACGGACUGGUUUGGUUUACGGAUGGGAGCAGUUUUAUCCACGAGGGCCGAAGAGCGGCAGGGGCGGCAGUGGUGUCCAUGCAGGAAGUCAUAUGGGCUGAGCCUUUGCCAUCCGGGACGUCCGCUCAAAAGGCUGAACUAAUUGCCCUAACCAAAGCUCUCACCUUGGCUCGAGGGAAAAAUUUAACUGUGUAUACUGACAGCAGAUAUGCAUUUGCCACGGCCCACGUACACGGGGCCAUAUAUCGAGAGCGCGGGCUCUUAACCUCCGACGGCAAAGGCAUUAAAAACGCUCAAGAAAUUAUGGAUCUCCUGGCAGCGCUGUGGCUACCACGUAAGCUGGCUAUAGUACAUCAUCCAGGUCAUCAAAAGGACUCCUCGACUCCAACUCAAGGUAAUAAGCGGGCGGAUGAGGCAGCACGCCAAGCUGCCCUAAUGCCGGUAAAUGCCCUGACAGUAAAACUCCCAGACCCAGGGGACCCGCAGCUGCCGAAAGACCCAGAGUAUAGUGCUAUGGACUUUGACUACAUACAGUCUCUACCGGGUGCUUUUUCUUUGGGACACUGGUGGUACACCCAAGAAACUAAGGCCAUCUUGCCAGCACACUUGGCCACUGAUCUCAUUCAGCGCUUGCACCGAGCCACGCAUUUGGGAGAGAGAAAAAUUCUAACUCUAAUCAGGCAAUGGAACCUCCAUGUCUGGGACGCAACCUGUACCGUGCGACAAGUAGUGGCAUCCUGCCAGUCGUGUGCCAUGGUAAACGCCACCAAGACAACCGGUGAACCAGGAAUGAGGCCGCGAGGAACGCGCCCGGGGGUCCAUUGGGAAAUAGACUUCACCGAGGUAAGACCAGGUAAAUUUGGCUAUCGAUACCUGCUGGUCCUGGUGGACACGUUUUCCGGAUGGCCGGAGGCGUUCCCGACAAGAGGUGAGUCAGCUCGAGUGGUAGCCAAAAUCCUGUUGGAAAACAUUUUUCCUAGAUUUGGGUUUCCAGUGACCAUUGGGUCAGACAAUGGACCAGCCUUUGUCUCUCAGGUAUCAAAAUCUGUGGCUUCUGCCCUGGGAGCAGAGUGGAAGCUCCAUUGUGCCUAUCGGCCCCAGAGUUCAGGGCAGGUGGAGAGAAUGAACAGAACUUUAAAAGAAACUUUAACUAAAUUAACUUUAGAGUCUGGCGGGGACUGGGUGACUCUCCUUCCCUAUGCCCUCUUCCGGGCUCGCAAUUCCCCUUAUCGUCUGGGUCUGUCUCCGUUCGAGAUUAUCUAUGGAACCGCCCCCCCAACCACACCGCACGGUGCGCAGUUAGCUUGUGAUUUGCCUUCUGAUUGUGAACUUUUUCUUUCUGUGUGGGCUGUACAGCAGGCUCACCGGGAGGUCUGGCCCCGCCUCAGAGCGCUCUAUGAAGGGGGAGGACCUUCUCAGACAGCCUACAAAUUUCAGCCUGGAGAUCUUGUCCUUGUCCGCCGACACAAGACCGACGGUCGUGGCCUCCAGCCCCGGUGGAAGGGUCCCUACAUCGUCCUCCUGACCACACCCACCGCACUCAAAGUGGACGGCAUCGCGGCCUGGGUUCAUCACUCACACGUCAAGACGGCACCAACUGACGACUCCCAGCUGCAGUGGCGAGCCCGGAAGCAUCCCACCAAUCCACUCAAGCUGACUCUUCAGGCGCUCCCGGCUACAACCCAUCGCUCCCAGACCACUGCCCACGCCGUGAAAAAUGACACCAAACUGUAAUGUUGGCUACCUACUGUCCUUCCUUUGUUUUCUCCUUGUCGGGGCUGACUGGGAUCCCUGCCGACGGUGCAUCACCGAAGGCAUAUUCGGUCAUAUUCAGAGCAAGUGCUAUGUUAGUAAGCGUGCUUGCAGCCUUAAGGGAGUUCCUCUGUUUGUGGCGACCCUGAUUAAGGGCACCACCCAUGGAUGUCCAGGUACAGUGGGGAGGGUGGUCUGUUGGAAGCGUUUAAAUCAAAUGCCGCCUAAAAAUGAAAGUUGCAAUCAC
Molecule: messenger RNA, 5107 nt
Organism: Talpa occidentalis (Iberian mole)
Lineage: Eukaryota; Metazoa; Chordata; Mammalia; Eulipotyphla; Talpidae
Biological process (GO): DNA integration; proteolysis; virion assembly
Molecular function (GO): aspartic-type endopeptidase activity; nucleic acid binding; RNA-DNA hybrid ribonuclease activity
Source: RefSeq, a predicted model, not a curated record